Lodderomyces parapsilosis is the source of this 1557-nucleotide messenger RNA. RefSeq lists its product as uncharacterized. The transcript has a single exon. Bases 1 to 1557 code for a protein of 518 amino acids. The record is from RefSeq and is a predicted model, not a curated record. Gene Ontology annotation, molecular function: transmembrane transporter activity. Gene Ontology annotation, biological process: transmembrane transport. NCBI's taxonomy places the organism in Eukaryota, Fungi, Ascomycota, Pichiomycetes, Serinales, Debaryomycetaceae.
AUGUCCACAGUUUCCAAUUUAAGUAACGCACCUACCUGUGUUGACCAUGAUCAAGAGAAUAAAGACAUAAGCAGCCAAGCUGGCGAGUUGGAGCAAGGUUACAACCAAAACAUUAGUGAAAUAAUGAAGCUACCAAAGUUACCUGAUAGAGCACCAUUUGAAGUUCGCUUUAAUGGACCAAAAGACCUCUACGACCCUUAUAAUUAUCCCUUAUGGCGAAAGUUAUUAUACAUUCUUUCUGCUGCAUUAACAAUUUUUGCAAUAACCUUUGGUUCAACCAUAUUCGCCCAAGGAGUGGAAGACUUGAUGCGAUUUCAUCAAAUCAGCUAUGCAGUUGCUAGUUUGACAACUUCACUUUUCAUCCUCGGAUUUGCUUCAGCUCCAAUAAUUUUUGGUCCCGUGUCUGAAUUAAUUGGUAGGAAAAGUGUUUUGAUUGUAUGUUGUUUCGGUUAUGUUUGUUUUACAUUCGGAGCUGCAUCAGCACGGGACCUUCAAACGAUCAUGUUUUGUCGGUUCUUUUCCGGAUUUGUUGGUGGUGGGCCUUUAAUUGUUGCUCCUAGUGUAUUAACUGAUUUGUUUUCACAAAAGCAUCGUGCUAUAAUUAGCAUUGUUUCUUCGUUGGUGUUUUUUAGUGGAAGUAUGUUUGGGGCUAUUGUUGGUGGAUUUGUUACCGCAAAUAAAAGUUUAGGCUGGAGAUGGAAUUCCUAUUUGAGUGGUGUCAUUGGAGCAGUCGCAUUAUUUUGCAGUUGCGUUAUGUUGAAAGAAACUCACCGCCCAACGUUGUUAGCUAGAAAAGCGCAACACUUACGAAGAGAGACUGGCAUAUGGGGGAUUUACGCAAAACAAGAGGCAAUUACUUUCGAUUGGAAAGCAAUAGCAACCGAAAAUGCUGUUAAACCAAUCACCUUGAUGAUUACUGAACCUAUUAUUCUAUUGUUUGGUCUCUACAAUGGCUUUGUUUAUGGAAUGUUGUAUGCAUUGCUAUCAAUCAUUCCAAUGGUCUUUCAAGGUGGAUAUCGAUGGAGAGCAGGAAUUUCGCAGCUACCUUUCUUGUCAAUGUUGCUUGGGGUGUUUGUGGGAGGAACAAUAUUAACUUACAUUAGGUUACUGCAGAAUCAUAAAAUGAGUAAAGCAAAUGCAUCACCAAUUCCAAAAGCUGAACUACCGCCCAUAAUUGUAGGUGGCAUUGCGUUUGUGAUUGGGAUUCUUCUCAUAGGUUGGGCUGGUGAUUACCCCCACUACAUUCAUUGGAUAAUACCCAUAAUAGGAGCAUUCUUAAUUGGUAAUGGAAUCAUGUCUGUAUAUCUAGGGUCAAUGUCUUAUAUAUAUGGAUGUUAUGAAUCCUUGGCCGUUUUUGCAUCAGUGAGUUGCGCAUUCAUGAGAUGCGCUUUCGGUGCUGCUUUCCCAUUAUUCACUAGACAAAUGUUCAGCAAGCUAACUAUAAAGUGGGCAUCAGUUUUGUUGGCAGGGGUGGGUAUAUUAUUAAUCGCGGUGCCGUUGGUGUUUUAUAGAGUUGGAGAUAGAGUUAGACGCAGAUCAAAGUACGCUAAGGAAUAA